Molecule: messenger RNA, 748 nt
Organism: Botrytis cinerea B05.10
Lineage: Eukaryota; Fungi; Ascomycota; Leotiomycetes; Helotiales; Sclerotiniaceae
Exons: 1
Coding region: 204-608 (134 amino acids)
Source: RefSeq, a predicted model, not a curated record
GGGGUAUAAAAGUACAUGGCAAGUUACUUAGAAAAAACACAAACUUUCACCAAAACAUCAUUUUGAUUCACAGAACUCGACGUUUUUAAUACAAAGAUUGGACUUCCGGAAAUUGGUGGGCUUUCAUCCACUUCUCGUAUUUCAUCUGGUAUAAAAUCAAUUUCCAGUCAGAACUCACCAUAAUCACCAUCCAAGACGAAAAUAUGCUGAAGCUUCCUCUCUUCGUAGAACCUGAUCUAUCCAAACCAAACCCAUCCAAACGUAAGAGAGAUCAGCUCGAAACUAGCACGGCAAUGGCAUCGCUCGAAGAUCAAUUGAUUAUGCCCGAGAGUAGCGAGUCGACACCAGAAACACCAGAAAACGUAAAGCUAUCAGACCGCGAUAAGGCUAGACAAAAAAGACAGGAGAUACGAGUGAGAAAAAAGAAUGAGGCUCUGUUAGUUGUGUAUGGGAUCGUGAACACGGAAACGGAGCAAACGGAAGCGGAUGAAAAAUAUGGAAUGUAUCUUUGUGCCGACCCGAGUCCGUUGAGGAAAUGUUGGACUCUGGUUGAGGAGGACAGAAAAACAAGAACUGAGGGUAGUGGUGAGACCGGGGCUAGUAAUUGAAAUCCUUUGGAGGAUCUUAUGGGUGCGGUAGAUUCGGCGGUUAGGGCUGGAGAUGGAUUUCGAGGACACAGAUGAGAAGAUUGAUGAUGUGGUUGGGGUAUAGCAAGGCAUAGGCUGGCACAAAAGAUAAGAAUUACUCA